Messenger RNA from Piliocolobus tephrosceles (Ugandan red Colobus), 970 nucleotides. RefSeq lists its product as uncharacterized. Lineage: Eukaryota; Metazoa; Chordata; Mammalia; Primates; Cercopithecidae. The record is from RefSeq and is a predicted model, not a curated record.
AUGUUUCCUAGGCCUGUCUUGAACUCCCAGGCUCCAGGGGAUCUCCUGCCUCAGCCUCCCAACAUGCUGGGUCACGGGCAGCGGCCACCUCGCCUGGCCAGUUUUUCCUUUACAAAGACUGGAAUGCUGAGCCCGGAAAGAAUCACGUCAGCCUUGACUGGACUCACUGCCCACCUCUGGGACUUUGGCGGUGGGGUGGCAAGGAGGACCUCAAAGGCUCAGCGAGUCCACCCCCAGCCCAGCCACCAGCGCCAGCCUCCUCCUCCGCAACACCCAGGCCCUUAUCAGGAAAGGAUUUGGGUUGGUGGGGAGGGCGGGGGGGAAGUUGGAGGCCCCAGGCUCGGCAAGGUGGGUCGGAGAGAUAGGGAAGUGGGGAGGGGGCUGUGGGCCCCUGCUGGGUGGGGGAGGGCAAUGGGAGGGAUGCCCAGAAUGGGCUCGGUGGGGUGCUUUGGCCAAGCUCUGUCCUCGCUGGCCUGGCCUUCAACAUGGUUCCAGGACUUCUGCCUCCCAUCCUUGCCAGGCAAGUUGCCUGCACCUUUAAUUAGCAAGCAGCAGUUUCUCCCCAAUUCAUCACGGUCUCUGUUUAAUUAGCCGAGCCCAGGGCGCCCCCACCCCCAGCUCUGCCUGCUUGUCUCACCAAGGCCGUCACCACCUCAUGGUGUCCCCUGUCACCACUCCCCAUACUUAUUCUGCUCCCCAGAAUGGGGGAUGGGCCUGGCAUCUCAAGGAGAUUCUGGGCACCCGCGCUUGUAUUCAAGGCAUCCAGCAAACAUGAUUAGGGACCGAGGCUGCGCCAGGCUGGCUCUGGGUAGAACCCCGGCCGGACAUGCGGGGCAGGCUCUGGUCCUGUCCAGCUGCUGGAGACUGGCUUCUCCCUUGGGAGGUGCUGGGACGUCUCUGUGGCCUGGUCCCUGGGUGCUGGGAAGAGGCUGCCGUACUCUUGUGUGUCACUGCCACCCCACAUCCGGAA